Messenger RNA from Corvus hawaiiensis (hawaiian crow), 540 nucleotides. RefSeq names its product gastrokine-1-like. The transcript is spliced from 5 exons. Gene Ontology annotation, biological process: regulation of cell population proliferation. The coding region runs from base 49 to 522 and encodes 157 amino acids. Lineage: Eukaryota; Metazoa; Chordata; Aves; Passeriformes; Corvidae. The record is from RefSeq and is a predicted model, not a curated record.
AAGAGUACACAUCAAUUACCAGCAGAGCUGGCCUGGCCUACCAUCCAAAUGGAGUUCCCUAUUGUGAUUGCUUCUCUUCUUGGAGUUUUCCUGGCUCCUGCUCUUGCCAACCACAACAUGGAGAAAAACUUUAAUGGGCAGCCCAGUGAAAACUCAAACCACUCUGACACCAGGGUCAGCACCAACCCAAAGGAGAGGUCUGAGGCCUGGAAAACCAUCUGGGACUUCAAGACUGGCUACGUUGCAACCAAGGUGUUCUCAAAGAACACCUGCAUCAUUGCUACAACCAGCAAGAGAUUUUGGUUUGGCAAACGCUUUCCUACACCACCUCAAGGAGACAAGGGACUUGGGCCUUACCAAUUGCCACCCAGAGAGAAUCGCUUCAUUAUCUCGAGGAACAGACUCCAAAGCUUGUGCCCAUAUGGAAAACGCAUCCAAGCCCUGUGCAGAGGAAUUCCCUCCUACCUCGCUUAUCCAGCUCCUGGUGAGUCUGCUACUGACAGCCUCUGUGUUCCAAAAUAAACAAGUGCUCGCAGCACA